AUUAAGGCGUUGUGUGCUAUGGGAUGGGGUGGCUCCAGGCCUAUGGAGAGCACCUGCAAACCGGUGGAGCGGGAUUUUUCCAGCGUGGUUUGUGGCUCAGCCCCUCCCCGUGUCCCAGCUAAAAUUAGCUCUGUCUUCACAAGAGCUUCGCUUCGCAUCUGAGCGUAUAAAUAAAGGCUGGCUCUCCAGUGCUGCCUGGCACUUGGCAGCUCCCAUGGCCCAAAAGGCACGGCUCCAGGAAUGGGGAACAGGUGAAGGGUUGCUCCAUGAGCACAGAGUGCUGCUGCCUCAGCCCAGGAGCUCCAAAACCACCUCCAACCCAUCCCACAGCCGAGGUGAAGCCAGGCCAUGGGAUAUGUUUGGUCUUCCAGCUCCCCCUGAUGAAUGUUUCCCGCUGGGCUCUGGCUUUAGGAUGUUGGAGAACCGAGAGGAAGAGCUGACCACGGUGCGUGUCCAGGACCCUCGGGUGCAGAAUGAAGGCUCCUGGAAUUCCUAUGUGGAUUACAAGAUCUUCCUCCACACCAACAGCAAGGCCUUCACUGCCAAGACCUCGUGUGUGCGGCGCCGGUACCGUGAAUUCGUGUGGCUGAGGAGGCAGCUCCAGAAGAAUGCUGGCCUGGUGCCUGUCCCAGAGCUGCCCGGGAAAUCCACCUUCUUUGUGGGCAGCACGGAUGAGUUCAUCGAGAAGCGGAGACAGGGCCUGCAGCAGUUCCUGGAGAAGGUGGUGCAGAACGUGGUGCUCCUCUCCGACAGCCGCCUGCACCUCUUCCUGCAGAGCCAGCUCUCGGUGCCCGAGAUAGAGGCGUGUGUGCAAGGCCAGGGCCCGCAGACGGUGACGGAAGCCAUCCUGCACUAUGCCAUGUCCAACUGUGGCUGGGUGCAGGAGGAGGAGAGCCGCCCCGCGCUGCUGCCGGGGGGGGACCUGCAGGGCAGCUGUGCCGGCCUGGGAAGCCCUCAAGGGCCGAGCUGCCUGGAGAGCUUCCCGUACUGGAGCGACUUCGGCAUGGACGAGCCGCACUCGGACAGCCCGGAGGAGCCGCUGGGAGCAGGGCAUGAGGAGCAGUAACCGGCGCUGGAGACCUCCCCCUGCCCUGCAGCCCUCGCUGGAAGAGGGACUGCGGCCGAGCCAGGGCUGGGCAGGAUGGAGGCACUGGGGCUCUGCAGGGGCAGGGGCUCCCAUGCUCUCUCCCUGCUGGCUCUCGCCUGUCCUUGAUGUCCCCAGGCAGUGCGUUCCUGUCGCUCUCCUCUUUGGAGAGGAGAUGUAGUGGUUAGUGCAACCCGUGUUUGUUCUUCCCAUGGCCUUUGCUCUCGGUCUGGAGCAGCAGCAGGGCUCAGGGGCUCUGUGUUCUUGGGGUGUCCCUGGCCUGGGGUGUUGGGGGGAUGCUCUGGCUCACAUCCAGCAUGAUGGAGGAAGGAUUUUCCUUGUGGAACAGGGGAGGGCGCUGCAGUUUAGUCCCUUGUGUUCCCCUCAUACUGCAGGCAGGGGAAGCUGCAUGUCCCCGGCGACAGCCGCGCUGUGCAGCGCCUGGGGCUGGUGCCCGCACGUGGGAUGCAGAUCCCGUAUCCGUGUCUGUGUCCUCCUGGCACAGCUCACUCUGCAGGUUGCCUGCACUGGGAUGAGCAGAGAUGAGCAUGGGGCAAGCGAAUGAGGUUUUUCUCUCCUGCUCUUCUGAGGGGAUGCCCCUUCCAUAGACUCCUUCCUUGCACACUGAUGGCAUGGGGCAUCCUCCCAGCCAGGAUCCAGUUAGCUGGGAAAGCAGGAGCAUGCAAACUGCCUCAGGGUCAGCGUCCAGCAGCGCUCGGGCUCUUGCUACUCCUAUUGCCUCUCCCCGUGCUCCCCUGCACCUCCUUCCUCCCCUCUCAGCACUGGUGAAGGCAGAGCCGACGUGCUCUGACUUGAAAUAAAGAUGAAGUGGAAGGGAC
Pezoporus occidentalis (night parrot) is the source of this 1923-nucleotide messenger RNA. RefSeq names its product sorting nexin 11 (gene SNX11). Gene Ontology annotation, molecular function: phosphatidylinositol phosphate binding. Bases 215 to 1066 code for a protein of 283 amino acids. Gene Ontology annotation, biological process: intracellular protein transport; vesicle organization. Lineage: Eukaryota; Metazoa; Chordata; Aves; Psittaciformes; Psittacidae. The record is from RefSeq and is a predicted model, not a curated record. Gene Ontology annotation, cellular component: endosome. The transcript has 7 exons.